AUGUCCGUCGUUACCGCGCCUGGUGCCUUCGUGCCCUUCACCCAGACCUUUGUCCAGGGUUCAGUCACCACCGCUAUCCCUCUGGUCGGACAGAUCCUCUACAACGGCAAAACCAACUUCGUCGGCUACGAUGCUGGUUCAGCGGCGUACAUCGUCCCUAGCACCGCUUCUGGUGCGCAAGCGACCACCCUCGCCAACGGCAACACCUACUACAUUACCUCCGGCAAGGCCCCGACCGGCUACACAUUGACCGCCGGCGGCGCGACCACCUCGAGCGGCGCAGCUACGACUUCCGUGUCCACCAAGACCAGCUCACCUGGAACUACUAGCACAUCUCCUGGUGGAAUCGCCGUCACCGGGUCGGCGCAAACAACGACAUCGACGUCCUCACCCACGGGCAAUGCUGCUGUGAUGACCGGACCAGCCAGCGGCAUUGAGGGAUUGAUGUUGGGCUUCUUGACGAUGAUGCUUGGUCUGUUGAUUUAG
Messenger RNA from Dissoconium aciculare CBS 342.82, 486 nucleotides. RefSeq lists its product as uncharacterized. Lineage: Eukaryota; Fungi; Ascomycota; Dothideomycetes; Mycosphaerellales; Dissoconiaceae. The coding region runs from base 1 to 486 and encodes 161 amino acids. The record is from RefSeq and is a predicted model, not a curated record. The transcript has a single exon.